Tetrahymena thermophila SB210 is the source of this 1797-nucleotide messenger RNA. RefSeq names its product transmembrane protein, putative. Gene Ontology annotation, cellular component: membrane. The record is from RefSeq and is a predicted model, not a curated record. Gene Ontology annotation, molecular function: sucrose:proton symporter activity. The transcript has 5 exons. NCBI's taxonomy places the organism in Eukaryota, Ciliophora, Oligohymenophorea, Hymenostomatida, Tetrahymenidae.
AUGAUCCAUCAAUAAAUUGAGGAUGAAUACAUAGGAGAGAAGCGAGAGACGAGUUCUUCUCCUGAAAGGAGUGACAAAAAGAGAAAAGAUUAAAUAAAUGGGAAUCAUCAUAAUAUUUAUCAUAGCAAUUUGAAAAACUAAAAUGACUAUUAUUAAAAUAACAGCAAUCAUAAACUAAGUAAUGGAAAUGGGUAUGAUAUGGUUGUUGAAUAGAACUAAAGAAACGAAUUUGAUUAAGUUUAAUAAAACUCAUUUGAAAGUGAUAUAUCGAAAGGUGAUCAUGAUUAAUUGAUAGAAGAAAACGGAGAUAGAACAACUAUUGAUGCUUAAAAUAUAAACAAACUCAAUUUGUCCUAGUAGGGAGAGUUAUAUUCUGAGGACUUAGAGGCUAAUAUUUAGAAGGCUGCAUUAUAAGUGCCGUACUCAUCCUAAAAAGAUUAAUAUUUGAGCUUGAAAGAUAUAAAAUUGUUGUCAUUCCUAGUGUUUUGUGUUAAUUAUGGGUUUUCUAUUGAAAUGGUAUUUAUUUCUCCUUUCUUUUUCAAAGUUAACACUCCUGAUAUUCUUGAUACAGUCAUUUGGCUUAUUCCACCAUUAAUAGAAAAAUUACUAUUUCCUGUAAUUUCAGUUCCAUUAAAAAAGAAGACUGUUAAUAUGCUAAAAUAUAGAAAGCUAUUUAUAUUACUUUUUAGUGCUUUAAGUAUAAUCGGUUUACUGCUCAUGGGUUUCUCUAGAUACAUCACAGCUAAUUGGAUAACUCUUUUUGAUAAUGCCAAAACAUCGAUUAUGCUUCUCGGAGUGUUUGGCUUCAUGUUUUAAGACAUAGGUCAUGAUAUAAUCAUAGCAAUUAUUAAUUAAUAUUAAAAUGACUGCAUUAAAGAUGAGGAUUAAGAUUACUGUGAAUUUUAAUUUGCAUUUGCAAGCUCCGCAGGAAAAAUAGCUGCAUUUUUGAUUAGCAGUGUAUUAGCGUUCAACAUCGAUGUUUGGGAUGUUCAAAAUUUCAUGGAAAAUCUAACUUUUUCUUACUCAGUAGGAGGAAUUCUUAUGUUUUUUGGUUUUUUGUAUUCAUUUUAAGGAUUGAGAACAAAUCAAAUGAGAAUUUCUUAAAAUCAUCAAAUGGAGUCUUUGCAACCUAUUUAUUCUAUUUAAAAUAUAUUGCCAUCGAUUUAUGAAAUAAAAAAUAUGCAACCUUAAUAAAAGUGUUUGGUGUUUUCACACUUUUUGAUGUGUGGUAAUCUUCUUUUAAUAAAUAUUUAUGCUACUUUAUGGAUGGGUGUAACUUUGCAGCAAAGCAACAGCAAGUACAAUGUUGAUUCUAACAAAGUUAGAGAUUAUUUAUUUGAUUUGGGAAUCAGCUGGGGAGCUUUAGUAUUAUGUGCAGCUGCUUUCUUAUAUUAUAUCAGUAGCAGAUAUGUUUAGUAGUUGCAAUCAGCAAAAAGAUAAAAACAAUUUUUAUUUUUCAGUAACUUUGCUCUGAACCUUUCUUUUAUAUAUACUUAUUUUACUGGUAGUUUCUAUUCUUCUUGCAUAAGUUUACUCCUUUGGGGAGUAGCUUAAGCCUCUUUUGACUAUAUACCGUCUAAAAUCUGCUCUCAUUUAGAAUUUCACUAUAAAAUAAGUAAUAAAGUAAGUAGUGAGCUAUUAGAUUUGAGCUACUUCUUUUGUUAAAUAUUGUUCUGGUUCAUUAUGCCAGCUAUAUUUCUUUUGUUCUAAGAAUUCAUAGAUGAUAUAUAAUUCAGUCUUUUUUAAGGUUCCUUUUUCGGUUUGAUAGGAUCCAUUCUUGUUCUCUUUAUUUCUUGA